GGAAUAUAUCAAGCAGCCAGAAGUCACGCAUAUUCAAUACUUCUCUAAGGGUAAUGGUGACUCUCUGAUCAGUCCCCAGUGUCCUAGGGACGUGUUGUUGAGCCCACUGACAAAGCAGCUUCGGGCUGCUAUCCGCUCACCAUACUCCGCCACUACUGCGAGGGUUUAGAAUAUCUCUUUAUAUACCUGUUUCCCGGCUCUUGUGCUCGAGUCCUCCACGUUAGACAUUCGAGACUAAGUACAGCACACAAGCAAUGAACAUGUUACGACGAGUACCAAAGACCAUUCCAAGGCUUUCGAACCGAGCCGUCGUAAGGACGGCCGCUGCAAACCCUUUUGUCACAAUUAUGGCACGCCAGUUAUCGACCUUACCACCAGUUGAACCUCCCGUUUCCGCACCACUGCCCUCAGACUCAUUCCAAUUGCUUGCGACAGAGGACAAGGCGGGAGAUGCAGAGGACCUUCUGUUCAAACAGCAGGUGGAAGACGUCAAGAAGUGGUGGGCAACACCUCGUUACAAUGGUAUUAAGAGACCAUAUACCCCAGAAGAUGUUGUGAGCAAGAGAGGCACCUUACAACAGACAUAUCCGAGCUCGAUCAUGGCGCGGAAGUUGUUCAAUUUGCUGGAGAAGAGAGCGGCCGAAGGGAAGCCGGUACACACGAUGGGUGCUAUCGAUCCUGUACAAAUGACGCAACAAGCACCGAACCAGGAGAUCCUUUACGUCUCCGGUUGGGCCUGCUCGUCUGUCUUGACUACCACAAACGAGGUGUCGGCUGACUUCGGCGACUAUCCCUACAACACAGUACCCAACCAAGUUCAGAGGUUGUUCAAGGCACAACAGCUUCAUGACCGCAAGAAUUUUGACACAAGGCAAAAGAUGAGUGCUCAGGAACGUAAAAACACCCCGUAUAUCGACUACAUGAGACCAAUUGUGGCCGAUGGUGACACUGGCCACGGAGGUCUAUCAGCUGUCAUUAAGCUGGCGAAGCUCUUUGCUGAAAAUGGUGCGGCGGCCGUCCAUUUCGAAGAUCAGCUCCACGGAGGGAAAAAGUGUGGUCAUCUGGCCGGCAAAGUGCUGGUACCAGUAGGUGACCAUAUCAAUCGUUUGGUGGCUGCUAGAUUCCAGUGGGACAUGAUGGGCUGCGAGAACUUGGUCAUUGCACGAACCGAUUCCGAGAGUGGACGAUUGAUUUCCAGUGCCAUUGAUGUCCGGGACCACGAAUAUAUUCUCGGCGUCACGACGAACACGGAACCACUGUCCGAGCUUCUGCAGGAAAUGGAGCUGAAGGGCGCCACUGGACCCGAGAUCGACGUCUUCGAAGCUGCCUGGGUCAAGGAGCACAAGUUGGUAACCUUUGAUGAGGCUGUCGAAGCUCAUAUCAAGUCGGAAGGUGGCGAUCCGUCCGAAUACCUCAAUAAGACUAAGCAGGACCGCAACAUGUCACUCUCCAAGCGACGCGCCCUCUCGUCUCAGUACACCAAAGCCCCCGUGGUAUGGUCUUGCGAUGUUCCGAGGACUAGAGAAGGAUACUACCACUACCGCGCCGGAAUUCCGGCAGCAACAAAGCGAGCCAUUGAAUUCGCUCCGUAUGCUGAUCUCUUGUGGCUAGAAACUGCUGAUCCAUCGGUUCCAAAAGCGGCAGGCUUUGCCAGGGAAAUCCGUGCGGCAUCUCCAGGCAAGAAGAUGGUUUACAAUCUCAGUCCAUCGUUUAACUGGAUGGGUCAAGGUUUCGACGACGCUUCGUUGAAAUCGUUCGUCUGGGACCUGGCCAAGGAAGGAUUCGUACUCCAGCUCAUCUCGCUCGCAGGACUCCAUUCGACAGCCACUAUUACGAAUGAACUCUCGAAAGGAUUCAAGAAAGACGGCAUGCUCGCUUAUGUCAACCUCGUCCAAAGCCGAGAAAAGCAGCUUGGUGUCGAUGUUCUUACACAUCAGAAAUGGAGUGGAGCUCCAUACAUUGAUGGUAUCAUUGGAGCCAUCCAAUCCGGAAGCAGUGGAAGCAGGAGUAUGGGUGAAGGCAACACGGAGACCGGCUUCUAAGUUUUUAAGACGAAAUCGCAACACAGACGGGGGUAUUGAAGUAGGACGGCAGAAGAUCAUCUUUACGGUGAUGAAUAGAUCACUGCUGUUGAGCCUUGCGCAAAGACCCCCGAGUUGUGAACCUUAGGAUGAGGGAAGAUGCUUCCCUGCUUGACGUUUGAUGGUGUUUUGUAUGGGCCUUGGAAAACAAGGCAGGAAUGAGUCCAUGAUAUCCAAUAAAGUGUAGAAACAUUUAUCCAAAAGCACAUAGUAUAUACAAACCUCGAAAGCACUUUAGUGUAACACCAAUACAUGAAGCGUGCCAGUCUUAACACGUCCCUACAUGCAC
Messenger RNA from Exophiala oligosperma, 2370 nucleotides. Its product is annotated as isocitrate lyase. Gene Ontology annotation, molecular function: isocitrate lyase activity; methylisocitrate lyase activity. The record is from RefSeq and is a predicted model, not a curated record. NCBI's taxonomy places the organism in Eukaryota, Fungi, Ascomycota, Eurotiomycetes, Chaetothyriales, Herpotrichiellaceae. Gene Ontology annotation, cellular component: mitochondrial matrix. The transcript has a single exon. The coding region runs from base 255 to 2042 and encodes 595 amino acids.